Messenger RNA from Aspergillus ibericus CBS 121593, 1020 nucleotides. RefSeq lists its product as uncharacterized. The coding region runs from base 37 to 753 and encodes 238 amino acids. The transcript has a single exon. The record is from RefSeq and is a predicted model, not a curated record. NCBI's taxonomy places the organism in Eukaryota, Fungi, Ascomycota, Eurotiomycetes, Eurotiales, Aspergillaceae.
CCUGGGUCGGGGCGAGUGGCAGCUGCCAGGCCGGGAAUGAUCAGAUCAUUAGAGUCAUCAUGCCUCCUGCUCUUCCGUCGCCUGUCCCAAACUGAAGUCAUCGACUCGAUUUUCCUGCCCCAAGUCCCAAGUCCCAAGUCUGCCCGACUCCAGCUGGUGUGCACGCGCGUCCCUCAGGGGGUUGGGUCUGGCCCAAAUGCGGAUGCCUACUUAUGCUUUUCAUUACCCGCCGGGCCGCGCUCUGAUUUGUCUAGCACCGGCAAGCUAGAGGAUUUUUAUGGCGCCGGGGGAGCCAAACGGCUGGCAAUCAUGGAUGGUUCCAUCCUCCCACUGCAUUACGAAAUUACCGCCCUCCAUGCUUGUGGGGUGCAACUGCAGACUUACAGACUCGCAGAGGUUAAGAUCCGAUGCCAGUGGAUCUGUUCUGCCGCUGUUCACACUUCAGUCGUCCUGGGUCGCAAUACCUUGGUGCAGGUGGACACCAUCCAUCCCACGGCGCUUGUUGUAUGCCCCAAAAGAUCUACACCACAAUCGCGUCCGGUCUCACUGCAAUGUCCACUGUCCGCCCACCACUACACAGUGCUUGUUGGCCGUCUACGUAGGACACUCCAUGCCCUUGUUCACACCGACCUUGUUCACCUGCUUUCUUCUGCCCCUCCACCUUCUCUUUCGCCCUUUCUCACCGCCUACAUCAGAUCGCAUGCUGCUAUUAAUAACCUUGCAUUUCCACGAGUUUCUGCAACGAGCCAAUGAGACGCACUGCUGCGACUGAAACCAUUGUGGUGCGUACCGAUCCAGCGCAAGGAGCAAAGGCGAUGCAACCUAGCAAACUCCUAUCUGGAUUGCGGCCACUAGCAAGACAGCAUUAAGGACUGAGGUCUCAGUACCCCAUACAUAUGAGACGUCAGGUCCUUUAUCGAUCACCUUGAACUGUCAAAUGAUAAAUCUCCAGCAGAGGUUAUAUUCCGGCCGAUCUACCUUUGUUUCAACCGUGGACCUGGACCCUGUGCCUGUGCCGGU